This is a messenger RNA of Talaromyces stipitatus ATCC 10500, 2046 nucleotides long. RefSeq lists its product as uncharacterized. The transcript has 2 exons. The coding region runs from base 248 to 1765 and encodes 505 amino acids. Lineage: Eukaryota; Fungi; Ascomycota; Eurotiomycetes; Eurotiales; Trichocomaceae. The record is from RefSeq and is a predicted model, not a curated record.
UGAUUGGAGGACGGUCACUCUAUCUAUGACCAAAACUCUGUUUGCAUUGCAACAGUAGCAUCUCAAUCGAGUGCUAGCGAAUAAGGCGGCAAGAGCGGCUUACUGAAUAUAUGGCCAAACUGAUCAUCAUGACCAGCUCCUGAACCACGAGACGGGUAUAUAAACCCUCACAGCCUGAAGCCUGAAGCCUAACAUUGGUUAAGAAGCCAGCUUUUUUCUGCUACAGCCCCCCUGAUAAAAUGCUAUCAUGGCGAUUACCUUGGAUGAAAUCAGAUUUUACCGUCCGCAUUCUCUCCCAGCACGGCCCACAAAGUCCCUCAAUCAUCAGCCCACUUCAUUCCCCCAUCACGCAUCAAAAACACCACAAUUUACCUCUUUAACCCCUGCCAAAACCCUCUUCCCUCUAUUACCACAGCCAGUAUUACCUCACCCUCUGCCUCCCCGACCACCCACUAUCAUUUCCUCCGAUCGCCAUGCAGAAUCUAAAGCUUUACAAUUCCCCACUACCACGCCACAUACAGCCCAAUCCCAUCCGGCACAUGAGAAUGAUUUUGAUCGAGUGUUACAUGACUUCUUUUCUUAUAAUGGCAAAAGUGAGGAUGAUGGACAGUCUUCGAUGUGCAUUUCUCAGCAAGAUAAUAGAGACGAGGACUGUGGUCAAGCAACUUCGCCUGAUCCUGAUGUUGCUAGUCACACGACAGACAUCUUGCCGUCUCCCAGCUUCACCGUCCAAGCAUCUCUAGAAAUACCGGUUAAUGAGCCAGUGCAGCCAGUCGCACGAAAUGAAUCACAUCCACAGAACGAAACCAAUGAAAUCGCGUCAGCUACAUUUGGGGAUUCUCCGUUGGCAUCUUGCACAGCUGAAUCAGCUGCAUCAAUGUCCAAUGAGUUGAAUACAGAAUCAAUAGAUGUAACCACACCGGACUCUGCACAACAUUCAUCUGUUACCAAUGGACAACAAAUGGAGAUUCCACAUGCAAACGAAGUUCAGAAUCAUACUCCUGAAGCCGGCGGCAGCACCGCGAUAAGUGAAGACACCGAAUUGCAGGGAGAUACAGGAGAUUCAAAACGUGCCAACUCAAAUGAAUUAAGAGAAUCAGCAAAACGAAAGAGAAGUCCAUCAGCAUGCCUUUCUUAUCCGCCAGCUCCACUUGUCGUGGUCCCAGUUCCAUCCGGUCCGGUUUCUUUGCGGAGAAAGUCGACUCGACUGAGCACUCAACUGACCUCUGAUCAUCUGCGGUACUCAGAUAGUAUCAAUGGAGACUCGCGUGGAUCGGACUCGGCUCCCUCUGACAACGAGAACGACGCAGACUACUCGAAUUCCUGCAAGAUAAGAACAACAGUCAAGAGCUCCCGUCCAUCUAAACGCCCUCGAAGAGUUUUAGAUAAAGCUUCAUCUGCUUCUCAAGUGCCUAGACAGUCAUUUUCUGAGUCUCCAUCUGUGAAGCUACCAGAGUCACCGCCGGAAGAUUUCAGCGCAGAGAGUGAACCAACCCCCAUCCAAGGCCAUCUUCGAUUACGAUAUAUUCAAUCUAAUAUCGUCUAUUGUGUGGAAUUUUCACAGACGGCUCUUUUGUCAUCAAUUGCGGCCAGUCAAACAGAACCUACUCAGCCACAUCAGCAGGCAGACCAUCUCUCGGCAAAAAUUCCAUAUACGCCCAAGGAGGAGGCAUAUAUCAAAGAUUUAAAGGCCCAAGAGCUUGGAUGGCACAAAAUUGAGACUCUAUUUGCACAGCGAUUUCCGUAUCGGAAAGCAUCGUGUUAGAAACUGAAGCCGUCUUUAAAGAGCGGGAGAAAGGGACGGAUCAAGUCUAAAUCAAAGACGUCGUCAAAAAGAGGUAGAAAAGGACGGACCAAGAACCGUGCAUAACGACCUUUUUGUACUAAUAUUGGCGCCGUAUCGUAGAUUGAUAUAAGCAGUAGUUAGGAGCACGACUUUUCCCUGUAAACAAGCGAUCUAUGCCACCCUAUUACUGGCAGCUAAUGACAGACAGAUGGAAGGAUGCGUCUGAUAUCCCGUAAUUCAGCGAGUUUCAGAAUAAGUUG